This is a messenger RNA of Neoarthrinium moseri, 738 nucleotides long. RefSeq lists its product as uncharacterized. The transcript is spliced from 3 exons. The record is from RefSeq and is a predicted model, not a curated record. Lineage: Eukaryota; Fungi; Ascomycota; Sordariomycetes; Amphisphaeriales; Apiosporaceae. The coding region runs from base 1 to 738 and encodes 245 amino acids.
AUGAGAUGGAACACCAGCCCAGUCUGGGAUGAGGAGCGCCAGGCUUGGAUUUUCCGCCGUCUGUUAUCUAACAAGAACUCCAAGAAGUUCGUCCAAGACAUUAUCAACGAGUUCCUGGGCAAAAUCUACGAUUAUGCCGCCGACAACGUCGACCACUGCCACGAAUUCGCCCAUCCUCAGCAGUUCUUUGCCACUGCUAAGGAGAAUUUUCCGCAAGCUCAGUCAAUCCGUGACGAAGUCUUCUGGAUAUUCACGUACAAAGCAUUCCAUGCUCGCAAUAUCUUUGAGGAGUAUCAGAUUGGUUCGGCCCGUUCUAAGGGACAGCCCUUAUCCAAGGCCCUAGACUUCCUGGCCCUGCCGCAGGAAUCUCAGAGCCCGGUGGAAUUGCAGGAAGUUCUGGAUCGUCGAGGCGAAAUUCUCCGAAUUGUGAACAUGUAUUUUCCUAUGCAGCUCACUGACGCUGAUCAUAUCGGGGAUGGCAAGGACCACGUCAUGAUUGUCAGCAAGAACCCUCACUACUUCUCGAAGAACGCCGGCCGCAGCGUGCAGGAGACAAUGAUGAAAGGUAUGAUGGACGAGGAUGGAAAUAUCAACCCCCAUUACUACGCAGGGGGCGAGGAGGAUGAGGAUAUGGAGGACAUGGAAGCUGCUGAAGCCCUUGACCCCACCGAGCCUGCCGCUCGGGGCUUGCGAGCUCCCGAGAUCGAGGAGGGCCUCGACGGCAUGGUGAUUGACUGA